This is a messenger RNA of Prinia subflava (tawny-flanked prinia), 2535 nucleotides long. It is a transcript of the gene ANKH, whose product is annotated as ANKH inorganic pyrophosphate transport regulator. The record is from RefSeq and is a predicted model, not a curated record. The transcript has 12 exons. The coding region runs from base 490 to 1971 and encodes 493 amino acids. Gene Ontology annotation, cellular component: plasma membrane. Lineage: Eukaryota; Metazoa; Chordata; Aves; Passeriformes; Cisticolidae. Gene Ontology annotation, molecular function: phosphate transmembrane transporter activity. Gene Ontology annotation, biological process: phosphate ion transmembrane transport.
CAGGCGGGGGGGGGCCCGGCCCGGCCCUUCCCCUGGCCCCCGCGCCCCGAGGAUGGCAGCGCUGCCCGCACCAGUGGCUGGCGGCGGUGUCCCUCCUCUUUUUUUUUCCGGCAGCGGCGGCGGCGGCGGCAGCGGCGGCAGCGGCGGCGGAUCAUUGUUGUGUAGGAGGAGGGCGGCGGGGAUGGACUUGAUCUCUCGGGUCUCCUGCUAAGGCGGCAGCACAGCGCGCCCCGCCGCCCAGCCAGCGCAGCGCCCGGCAGGGAGGGACCGGCCCGGCCCCCCGCCCGCUCCCCGGCUCUUUAUUUUUAGGGGGCUCUGCUGCUCCUCUCCCUCGCCCUUAUCUCCCCCCCACCCCCUCCCCGCCCGCACACACGCACAGGGACACGCACGCACCCUCCUCCGGUGCCCUUUCAUCCUUCCCCCGCGCCGUCCUCCCGCGCCGUCUCCUGCCGCGGCAGAUGCGCCGCGGGUCACCGCGCAGCUGGGACUAUGGUGAAAUUUCCAGCGCUCACUAACUACUGGCCCCUGAUCCGGUUCCUGGUCCCUCUUGGCAUCACCAACAUCGCCAUCGACUUCGGGGAGCAGGCCUUGAACAGGGGCAUCGCUGCUGUCAAGGAGGAUGCUGUGGAAAUGUUGGCCAGCUAUGGGCUGGCAUACUCCCUGAUGAAGUUCUUCACGGGUCCCAUGAGUGACUUCAAAAAUGUGGGUCUGGUGUUUGUGAACAGCAAGAGAGACAGGACCAAAGCAGUUUUGUGCAUGGUUGUGGCUGGCGCUGUAGCUGCUGUAUUUCAUACCUUAAUAGCAUAUAGUGAUUUGGGGUAUUACAUUAUUAAUAAGCUGCACCAUGUGGACGAAUCAGUGGGAAGUAAAACUCGGAGGGCCUUCCUUUAUCUUGCUGCCUUCCCUUUUAUGGAUGCCAUGGCAUGGACCCAUGCUGGGAUUCUGCUGAAACACAAGUACAGUUUCCUAGUGGGAUGUGCCUCCAUCUCAGAUGUCAUAGCUCAGGUUGUUUUUGUAGCCAUUUUGCUUCACAGUCACUUGGAGUGCAGGGAGCCUCUCUUGAUCCCAAUCUUGUCCUUAUAUAUGGGAGCACUUGUCCGAUGUACCACGCUCUGCCUUGGAUACUACAGGAACAUACAUGAUGUUAUUCCUGACAGAAGUGGGCCUGAAAUGGGGGGAGAAGCUACAAUAAGGAAGAUGCUGAGUUUCUGGUGGCCUUUGGCAUUAAUUUUGGCAACUCAGAGAAUAAGCAGGCCCAUUGUCAACCUCUUUGUCUCUCGGGACCUAGGUGGCAGCUCCGCUGCCACAGAGGCAGUGGCAAUUUUGACAGCUACAUAUCCUGUGGGACACAUGCCCUAUGGCUGGCUGACAGAGAUCAGAGCUGUAUACCCUGCUUUUGACAAGAAUAACCCCAGCAAUAAACUGGUGAACACCAACAGCACCGUCACAGCGACACAUAUCAAGAAGUUCACUUUUGUUUGCAUGGCGUUGUCCUUAACGCUCUGUUUUGUGAUGUUUUGGACGCCAAAUGUGUCAGAGAAGAUUUUAGUUGACAUAAUUGGAGUAGACUUCGCUUUCGCUGAGCUGUGUGUCGUUCCUUUGCGCAUCUUCUCCUUUUUUCCACUUCCAGUGACUGUCAGAGCACACUUGACUGGUUGGCUGAUGACUCUGAAGAAGACAUUUGUGUUGGCACCCAGCUCAGUGCUGCGGAUUAUCGUCCUCAUCACCAGUCUCAUCGUGCUGCCUUACCUAGGAGUUCAUGGAGCCACGCUUGGAGUAGGAUCCCUUCUCGCUGGUUUUGUGGGAGAAUCCACCAUGGUUGCAAUAGCGGCCUGUUACGUCUAUAGGAAACAGAAAAAGAAGAGGAAUGAGAAUGAGACAGCUGCAGAAGGUGAAGACUCUGCAAUGACCGACAUGCCUCACACGGAGGAGAUGACAGACAUCGUAGAAAUGAGAGAAGAGAAUGAAUAAUAAAUGGGAUGCAAUUGUUCUCUGCAGGGACGAUUGGAGUGACGCUUCAGCAUCUUGUCGUCUCUCAUACUUUUUUGUUUGUUCGUUUUUAUUUUUGUAAUAAAGAGGCCUUGAUUUAAAAGGUUUCAGAUAAAUUCUCUAGCAUACUGAGUAUGCUCUCACUGAUGAGGGACCUAAAAAGAGGUCUUUGCUUCUUCUUUUUUUUUUUCUUUUUUUUUUUUUUCUCCGAUUGAAUUUUUUUUCUCACUCCAUGCAAGCAUAAAAGAUACAAUUGCAUCACUGUAGAGUCUUCCUUACUUAUGCAUCCACCUCCUCUGGACAAUCUGCAUUUGUCAACCAAAGCCCUGCUCCUGUGCGCCUGUGUGUGUGCGGACCUGUGCUCGCACACGCACGCCGCCACGUGCCACUGGCUCAAUGCUACUGCCAUAACCCCACUCCCUCCCCUCUCUCCUUUUCCUUCCUUUUCUUUAUGAGAAAUGGAAAAGAAGUUUGGAAUACAGAGCUUUAUUUUACUUGCUUGAAAAUGACUUUGCUACAUAAACUAAUAUACUAUGGUGAACUAUA